GCUCCUGCUCCUUUUCACUUGGGGAUAAGACGGCAACAGCCCCGGGACAUAGGAGCAAGGCGCAGCCAAGUGCAGGGCGCUGCGGUGACUCGCAGGGCGCUGGGGAUCGAGGUACACACUCUAACCCUGUGCUCCUGCAGGGAUCUGCAUCUCCUCCCCAGCGCUCAGGCAUAGGAGGACUCUCCUUAACCAGAGAGAGAAAGAGAGAGUUUAUUUGUGUUGCAAAGAAGGCCAUGAUCUGAGUGCAUGUGCCGCCUGUUUGUCUUUGUAAAAAUAAUUAUUCUUGUUUACCCCCGUCCCUUUUGAAAGCAGAAAAUAGGACGGCAGACACCAUCUGCUUAAAUGCUCAGUGAACUAGCUGCCGGCAGGAUCCCCUCUGCUCUCUCUCUCCCCAAACUCUGCUGUGGUAAAUCUCAAACCCCUGCAGGAGGCAUUCUGGAGGCUGGGACUUCUCCUCUGCGGAAGGCAAAUUGUUAAUCGGGUCAAGAUUCGACAAGGCUAUUGACGUUUGCGGAUCCUUAUGUAAUCGGAAACAAUAAUGCGUGAAGUGCUGAGAUAGCAAAUAUUGAUAAGGAUUGGCAGGAAGCCGCAUCCCUGCGUGUUGACCGGCUGUACCCGACAGCAGCUUGGACUUGGCUUGUUGUCCCCUGGACGAGUCACCGAACUUGCCCGCAUUUCAGAGCAAGUGGCCCGGCGAGCCGGGAGCCUGUUGGUGUCGAGGUCCUCUCACGUUGGUCUGGAGCAGCUGAAGCACUAGCUGAAAUCCAGUGCAAGGAACAAGGGAAAGGAAUAAGCAGCAUCUUCCAGGACCCCCCUUGUCAGUGAAGCCCAAGCAUGGAGGAGGACAGCGGCAACAGCCAAGGCCAGCCCGAGGAAAAGAGCAAACCCGAGAAGCAGUUCACCUUAUGGUACAUGGGCUGCUCUACCUUGGACCGCAGGACCACGCUGCCCAUGUUGCCCUGGCUCAUGGCUGAGGUCCGCAGGCGCUGUGAGAAACAGGAGCUAGGGUCAUCCCUGGCUGCACGCGAGGUUCAGCUCAGCCUGGUACCACCUCUCAUCAGGUGUGUGCCCAAAGCCACCAGCAGCAACCCCUCCGUCUUCAUCUUUGAGCAUAAGGCACAGCAUGUCACUAGGUUCAUCCACAACAGCCAUGACCUCACCUACUUCGCCUAUCUGAUCAGGACCCAACCUGACAACCCAGAGUCGGAGAUGGCUUGCCAUGUUUUCAGAGCCACUGACCCAAACCAGGUUCCUGAUGUUAUCAGUAGUAUUCGGCAAGUAUCGAAGGCAACACUAAAGGGGGACACAAAAUCCCGGCAGGACAGUGAAGAUGCUUUUUACAACUCGCAGAAGUAUGAGGUGCUGUACUGUGGUAAAGUGGUGGUGACACACAAGAAGGCUCCAUCUACCCUCAUCGACGACUGCAUCGAGAAGUUCACUCAGCACCAGCUGGAAAAGGAGAGGCUGCGGCUGCUCAACGAGAAGCCCAUGGUUGAUGUCACCGCCGACCAGGAGGAAGAUGAUGCCAGCGGGGACUCGGCACUUCCCCAUGAUGUGGCUGACGAGGCGACAGUCAGCACCAAACUGCCUUCAGCCAGCAACAGUCAGAGCGACCUGCUGGGCUUGGGCUUCCGUUCAGCUCUGACUGAACCCAGCCCGGAGGACACAGCUCUGGAAGAGGAGCAUGCCGAGUUCCGCUCUCGGUGUAACAGUGUCGCCAGCAUCCGGCUCAAGAGGGUGCCCGAUCUGGGUACCAAAUUGCCAACCCGAAGGCGCCAUGCCAGCGCUCCAAGUCACGUCCAACCUUCUGACACAGAGAAGAAUAGGACAAUGUUAUUCCAGGUCGGUCGGUUUGAAAUUAACCUCAUUAGUCCUGAUACCAAAACGGUUGUACUUGAAAAGAAUUUCAAAAAUAUUUCCUCAUGUUCUCAGGGUAUUAAACAUGUGGACCAUUUUGGGUUCAUUUGUCGAGAAAGUGUUGAACAGGGUCUGAAUCAAUACGUGUGCUACGUGUUUCAGUGUGCCAAUGAAUCACUGGUGGAUGAGGUCAUGCUGACCUUGAAGCAGGCCUUCAGUACUGCUGCUGCCCUCCAGAACGCUAAGACUCAGAUCAAACUGUGUGAGGCAUGCCCCAUGCAUUACCUGCAUAAACUCUGUGAACGGAUUGAAGGUCUCUACCCACCAAGAGCCAAGCUUGCGAUACAGAGGCAUGUUUCUCUUUUGAGUGACAAUGAACAAGCUGAUAUUUUUGAACGUGUUCAGAAAAUGAAGCCAGCUGAUGACCAAGAUGAGAAUGAACUGGUGAUCCUCAUUCUGCGACAGAUAUGUGAGAAUAAACAGAAGACCCAUGCCCAUCUUGGAGAGAGCCCCAUGCCUGUGCCAAAUAAUAUGAUUCCAGAGCAUUCUGCAAGCACAGGGAGAUUUAAACUUGAUGUCCUGAAAAACAAGGCCAAGAAGUCUCUAACCAGCUCUCUGGAAAAUAUCUUCUCACGGGGUGCCAAGAUGCGGGGUCGCUUAGGAAGUAUGGACAGCUUUGAGCGUUGCAACAGCCUUGCAUCGGACGCUUCCAGGGACGCUUCUCCAGGGGAAUCCCCUCCCAACUCUCCACCCGUCAGCCCCCGGGCGUCCCCCAUCUCCUCGCUAGGCCAGCUGUUCACAGAGGACGAUCCCGACUCGCCGCAGUUCCGGAGAAGGGCCCACACUUUCAGCCACCCGCCGUCAAGCAGCAAGCGGAGAAUCAGCUUUCCAAAUGAGAAGCUGCCCCACGGCCGCUCUCCCAUCUUUCGCCAGCAGUCGGAGAUUAUUCGGAGCAGCCCCAUCAAUAUCGUGAGAAGCAAUCGCAGUAACUCAGAGAGCGAAUCCACUUCCAGCAGCCUUCCCUCAUCCCUGUCCGUCCCGACUUUCCUGAAGCCCUUUUACACCAACACCAGCAGGCUGCUGCAGCAGUCGGAGAGUGGGACAUCCAAGAGUGAUGGUGAAGGCAGGAGAAGGGCCUUUUCUGGUUGCAGCACUGAGUCGUUGAGUGGAGGAGGGGGUGUCCUCACUCCUCGGCGAAUCUCUUGGCGCCAGCGGAUCUUCCUACGCGUCGCCUCACCCAUGAACAAGUCCUCUGCAGCCAUGCAGCAGAAAGGAACGUUGGAAGAUCACCUUGAAAGCAUUGAGCUUCCACCGCUUUCACCACUCACUCCAGCUGUGGAAGAGGAUCCCUUGGCCUCCCUGCUGAUGGCGGAUGAUGCCCCCGUUGGAGAGAAGAAGAAACGCUCUUCUGAGGAGCUGCGGAUCAUGUGGAGAAAGGCUAUCUGUCAGCAGAUCCUAUUGCUUCGGAUGGAGAAGGAAAACCAAAGGCUGGAAGCGAGCAGAGAUGAGCUUCAGACCAGGAAAGUGAAACUGGAUUAUGAAGAGUUCGUGCUUUGCCAAAAAGAGGUUUCUACGGUUUGGGAUAAAAUGCUAACCACUCCAGGAAGGGCAAAGGUGAAAGUUGACAUGGAGAAAGUCCAUGCUGCUCUUAGUCAAGGUGUACCAAAGGCUCGGAGAGGAGAGAUCUGGCAAUUCUUAGCCGAGCAGUACCGCUUGAGACACCGGUUACCGGAGAAACAGCAACCGGCAGACAUUUCAUACAAAGAACUUUUGAAACAGCUGACUACUCAGCAACACGCCAUCCUGGUUGACCUUGGACGAACAUUUCCUACCCAUGCAUAUUUCUCAGCUCAGUUAGGAGCUGGGCAGCUCUCACUGUUUAAUCUCCUUAAGGCCUACUCAUUGCUGGACAAGGAAGUGGGCUACUGCCAGGGCAUUAGCUUUGUCGCUGGGGUCCUCCUUCUGCACACGAGUGAGGAGCAGGCCUUCGAAAUGCUCAAGUUCCUGAUGUAUGAUCUAGGUUUCCGGAAGCAGUAUAGGCCUGACAUGAUGUCUUUGCAGAUUCAGAUGUACCAGCUGUCAAGACUUCUACAUGACUAUCACCGGGAUUUGUACAACCACCUUGAAGACAAUGAGGUCAGCCCCAGCCUCUACGCAGCCCCGUGGUUCCUCACCUUUUUCGCCUCCCAGUUCCCACUGGGAUUUGUCGCCAGAGUCUUUGAUAUUAUGUUUCUCCAAGGGACUGAGGUGAUAUUUAAAGUGGCCCUUAGCCUGAUGAGCAGUCACGAGGCAUUAAUUCUGAAAUGUGACAGUUUUGAGACCAUCGUAGAUUUCAUAAAGUCAACGAUUCCAAAUCUGAGUCACACACAGAUGGAGAAAACUAUUGUUCAGGUGUUUGAGAUGGACAUUUCCAAGCAGCUCCAUGCCUAUGAGGUAGAGUACCAUGUGUUGCAAGAUGAGAUGGUGGAGAAUUCAUUGCCCAAUGAUGAUGGAGACCGUCUGGAGAAACUGGAGAGAGCAAAUUGUCAGCUUAAGAGACAAAACAUGGAGCUACUGGAGAAGCUUCAGGCCACUCGCUUUAAGAUACAGAACCUGGAAGCCAGCAUUGAAAGCAUUUUAAUCCGAGAAAAUAAAAUGAAGCUCCUAAUCCGUACAAUGGAACAGGAGAAGCAGUCACACUUAAAGACUAUAGAACAUAUGCGCAAAUAUUUGCCACAGGAUGUCCUAAAUGAUGGGGAAUUUGUGGUAAGGAAGAAUUCAGGGAUUUUCUCAUCAAGAAGGCCUGAAGCAAUGGAUGAGGAAUUGGAUGGUAGCAAAGUGAAAAUAGGAAAUAAUAAGCCAUGAAAACAUCAAGAGUGAAACGUGAGAGACUGUGCCGUAGAAAGCCAAAUAGCCAUUCUGAAAAGGGAAGUGCAUGCUUUACCAGGCCUCUGAGACACUGUGUCACAUGGUAUAUGGCUCAGAAGAAAUUAUAUGGAGGCCUUUGUAAUGUAAGAAUGGAGAAUUUAGAAAGUGGGGUAUCCAAAAUGUCAUUUUUUUUAAAAAAAUCAACUUAACACUCCUUCACCUGACUUACUUGGUGUUUAGUAUAUUUAGCAUCACGGUUGGAAACUGUGCUUCAUGACUGCAGCUUCUGUUGUAUUACUUAUUGUACUUCAGCAAGGGGAGCUACUUGAUCAUUAAGACAAAGACCAAGGUGAUGGUUCUAUGUCAAUUGCUCCUUUCCUGCCAUAUAUAAUUACUGGGAUGAGGAUGGUAUUCAAUCUGUCAAAAUCAUGUGGGAAAUGUAAAAACAAAAUAAAAAAAAGAAUGUAUUUUCUGUUCAAGAAGCAAAGUGGUUCUAAUGUGAGGCCAGUUUGAAUUGUUGUUUAAAAACACAAGGCAGUUCAUUUCGUUACAUCAACAAAAUGGUUGACUGGAGAAUGGAUACGGCAUUUAACCAGCUCCACUUCAACCACACAUACUUACAAAGUGCCAAAUUCCACUGCUUUCAUGUUGGUUGAUGUUGCAGUGCGCCAGCGAAUCAUUACCUCUUUUCUCUGGAACGGAACCAGCUCAAGUCCAAAGAAGGACAAUAUUCAAAAUGGAAAUCAAGACUAUUGGAACUGCUUCUGCUACUAUUUCCACCCAUUGAGUUCAAUAGUGCUUAAUUUUCCACUGUCUGUUAUAAAAUUAUCAAAUCAUUUGAAUUUAUGUCUGUAUACAAUGUAGGUUCUAUAAAACAAAAAAAAGUUUCUUCCUUGUUGUUUCUGAUGUUAUUUGAAGCAUCUUCCAAAAGGCUAAUUCAGACAUGUUCAAAUAAAAGAAAAGAACUACAAACACUAA
Messenger RNA from Chiloscyllium plagiosum (whitespotted bambooshark), 5682 nucleotides. It is a transcript of the gene tbc1d4, whose product is annotated as TBC1 domain family, member 4. The record is from RefSeq and is a predicted model, not a curated record. NCBI's taxonomy places the organism in Eukaryota, Metazoa, Chordata, Chondrichthyes, Orectolobiformes, Hemiscylliidae.